Molecule: messenger RNA, 582 nt
Organism: Parasteatoda tepidariorum (common house spider)
Lineage: Eukaryota; Metazoa; Arthropoda; Arachnida; Araneae; Theridiidae
Product: ADP-ribosylation factor-like protein 8B
Biological process (GO): anterograde axonal transport
Cellular component (GO): lysosomal membrane
Molecular function (GO): GTPase activity; GTP binding
Source: RefSeq, a predicted model, not a curated record
UAAGCAAAUUCAUUUUUUUUCCUUUUCGCUUCCAAAAUGUUUCAAUUUAUCUGUCGAUUGUGGGAACGGCUAAUAGGCCUUUUUUGGCUUGGAAGAGAAUCUCGAAUGGAAGUUGCUGUAGUUGGUUUACACAAAGCUGGCGUAACAACGUAUGUGAACGCAAUCUCCAAAAUCGACUGCACUAAAACCAAAAUGAGAAAGGUAAAGUAUAGUAAUACCUCAAUCAAAGUUUGGGAUCUUGGAGGCGACAGAAGAUUUCGUCGUGGUGUGGAAAAAUGCUGUCGUGGUGUGCAUGCAAUAAUUUUCAUGGUGGAUGCAGCUGAUGGCGAAAAAAUGUCCAAAGCCAGGCAUGUACUUCACGAAUUGUUGCACAAGCCUCAGCUGAUGUGCGUUCCUGUUUUGAUAGUGGGCAACAAAACCGAUUUGCCCAAUGCUUUCAGUUCGGAAGAGCUUAUAGACUAUCUUCAUUUAAAUUGCGUCAAAGUUCGAAAAACUUUUUGUGCCAUGGUAUCUUGUAAAAAACGUGAUAAUAUAGAUAUUACAUUACAAUGGUUAAUUGCCUACUCUAAGCGACCCAAAUAG